Triplophysa dalaica is the source of this 4913-nucleotide messenger RNA. RefSeq names its product UDP-Gal:betaGlcNAc beta 1,4- galactosyltransferase, polypeptide 6 (gene b4galt6). The record is from RefSeq and is a predicted model, not a curated record. Lineage: Eukaryota; Metazoa; Chordata; Actinopteri; Cypriniformes; Nemacheilidae. Bases 667 to 1812 code for a protein of 381 amino acids. The transcript has 9 exons. Gene Ontology annotation, molecular function: UDP-galactose:glucosylceramide beta-1,4-galactosyltransferase activity. Gene Ontology annotation, biological process: glycosphingolipid biosynthetic process; carbohydrate metabolic process.
GCCAUUUUGUGGGUAACGCCCACCGGAAACAGUGUCUGCACCUGCACCGACAGCAAAACCACAAGCGCAGGAGGAGUUCCAGUCGAGACCGUCGCGUUCAUUCGACUCGGUCCCUCUCAUCCCUGUUUUCGGUAGUUCUACCACAGGUUAACUGCCGUUUCGUUGAGCCGGAGAGCUGGUUGCUGGAGCGAGGGGCUUUCAGCGCGCGAGAGAGAGAGAGAGGGGGGAAGAGGGAGGAAGGGCAGGUCCCUCAUCAUCAUCAUCAUCACUUUCACUCCCUUCAUCAUUUCCAAUCAUCAUCAUCAACGCGACGAGGCGUGUCCGCGAUUGAAACACACCGGAGCGCUAAAGCAGCAUCAACAACCGGACAGAAAUGCAGCGGGUUGACUUCACGCCGAGCCCGGACUCCGUUUGAUGCAGGCCCGUUCGCGUUUUAUUAUUUAUUUAUUAUUUGAUCUGGAAAUUUCUUGACUUUGUCGGGAUAGCGAACGAGCAGUGCGGCCUAGCAUCCGCUGCGUACGGCUGAAUGAACGAUGCGGACUUUAGCAGCUACCUGAUUUACCGCCGCGUUUCAACGGAUGACCGUUUCACCGCGUCAAGCAGCGUCUCUUCUCUUCAAUCUGCGUUAUUUUAUGGGAUUGACAGACAGUUGGUAGCACCGAUAAAAUGUGGAAGGCGAGGCGGCUGAUGCGGUUGUCCAACCGCUCCUUAAUGGCCUUCAUCUUUUUCUUCUCCAUGUCCACGACUUGCCUCUACUUCAUCUAUUCGGCUCCGGGAAUAGUCAACACAUAUUUCUUCAUGGUACAGGCUCAGGGUAUCAUGUUACGAGACAAUGUUCGAACCAUCGGUCACAUGAUCAGGCAAUACACCAAUAAGAACAGUACUCUCAAUGGUACAGAUUAUCCAGAUGGAAAUAACUCUAGUGAAUAUAUCGCUCAACCAACCACAUACCUCCCUGAGAACUUCACCUAUGCUCUAAACCUGCCCUGCCCUGAACGGUUACCUUCUAUGAAGGGUCAGUUGGAAGUCAACAUGACAGAUGUUCCUAUGGAGGAGGUUGAACAGAGGCUUCGACAUCUAGACAUUCAGUUUGGAGGCCACUGGAAGCCCAAAGACUGCAAACCACGCUGGAAGGUGGCCAUAUUAAUCCCCUUCAGGAAUCGCCACGAGCAUCUUCCCAUUCUAUUUCAGCACCUCGCUCCCAUGCUUCAACGCCAACGCUUGCAGUUCGCCUUCUAUGUCAUUGAACAGACUGGUACUCAGCCUUUUAACCGUGCCAUGCUGUUUAACGUGGGCUUCAAAGAGGCUAUGAAAGACCUGGACUGGGACUGUGUGGUGUUUCACGACGUCGAUCACAUCCCGGAAAGCGACCGUAACUAUUACGGCUGUGGUCAGAUGCCUCGACAUUUCGCCGCAAAGCUUGAUAAAUAUAUGUACAUCCUUCCUUACAAUGAGUUCUUCGGUGGAGUGAGUGGACUUACUGUCAAACAAUUCCGUAAGAUCAAUGGCUUUCCCAAUGCAUUCUGGGGCUGGGGGGGAGAGGACGAUGAUCUCUGGAACAGGGUUCAUUACGCAGGUUUCAAUGUGACCAGGCCGGAGGGAGAUCUUGGCAAGUACAAAUCUAUAGCUCAUCACCACAGAGGAGAAGUCCAGUUCCUUGGAAGGUACAAGUUGCUGCGGUACUCCAAAGAGAGACAACAUCUGGACGGCUUGAACAAUCUGCACUAUUCACCGAAGAUCUCUCUGAGUAGCAUUUAUAAGAACAUCACAGUGAAUCUGAAUCCCGAACUUGCCCCCAUAUCAGACUACUGACAGGCUCCGCCCCCCCCCCCCCCAUUGUGACCUUGCGAAUGGGUGGAGUUAAAGGUGAUGAAUCAAUGCCAAAUGCCCUUAAAUACAGGAUAGGGAAAGGGCAAAGGCAAAGGCCCGUCUAAUGCACAGUUAAUUGGGUGAUGCGCGUGUGUGUGUGUGUGUGAAUACUGUAUCAUAUCUGUCGGAGGGUGGGUGUGUGUGGCGUGACUGCGUUUGUUUCUUUGCAUGUUCCUGUGUCCAUGCUGGCUUUAGGGAAUCAGAUCACAUUUCAAAAACGGAGGGGAGUGCCAGCAUCAACACAUCCGAUGUUUACUGCAAAGCCUUAAUUGAAUUUUAUAGGCUCUCAAACUCUGUCGAAUCCAGUCCUUUGUGCUAACAUUAGACAGCUUGGUCUUUCAUUACAGCAGCACUCUUGAUGCCAAUAGAAAUGUUGUCAUGUUAUCUGAAACGUUUUUAUACAUGUUUUUUUUUUAAGAGCAAAAAUCAUUUAGAGGGAGUCUGUGCAGUUUUAAUGGAUGCAUUUAAAAUCUGUCCUUCUAUAACUUAAGUAACGUUUUGGUCGCAUAUCAGUUCACUUAAGUGGUGUUUUCCCCCCUAAAUCCUGCUAUACAGAAGGCUGUGAAGUGCAUGCCCAGAGUCCCUGUGUAAAUAUCUGGCCUUUGAAGCAAUGCUUAAGCUUUAUCACUUAAAAAAUUGCCUGUGAUUCCAGUGGAAACACUUAUUUUUUGGCAGCUAUUUGUUGUUUUGUUUAUUUUAUUAUUAUUUUAUAUCGAAAGGUGUGGGGCACAGUUUGACUGAUGGACUAAAACUAUAUUGAGCGAUGACCGUAGAAUGCAGAAGUAAUGGAAAACGACAAACAGAUGAAAUUACCUGCUGCAUGCCUUAAUUUAUUUUUUUUACAUAAUGAUCUGUGUCUUAAUUUUUAUUUUUGUCACAUUGAAUGUCUGUUUGUUGAUGACAUGAUCAUUCUCCCGUCUCAACUACUCCAAGGUUGCGCAGGAAGCAGAGGUAGAACCGAAAAGUCCGAGGGGUGUUUACGAGGUCGCAGAAUGGCCCGGCGUCCUGUCGGGUUUCGCAGCUGCUAAAGCCAAAACGCCCUCGACGGGGUUUUGCGUGUGUCUCAACCUGUGUGUUUGCGUGCAUUUAGCUCCUGAACUACUGGUUGCGCUCUGGUCGGGACCGCGAGUAGGGCCAAAAUGAGAGAGCGAUGUUGGCGUCGCUCUUGAAUGGCAUCUGAAGUACACUUGGGCCAUGACGACUUUAUGCUAGUAAAGUUUUGAGCAUCACAAGCUGUAGGACAACGGUCUUUUUGUUAGUAUGUUUGCCUUUGUAGAUAAUUUUAAGGUUUGAGUUGUUAACGCGUACCGUUGCUUUCAUAUUUUGUGUAUUUUAAGUUAUCAAAUAUGUCCUAACACUGCUGUUUUUUACCCUCUCGUAUCGUGUGUGUGUCGACUCAGAAUUACACAACAGCAGCAAGGUUAUUUUUGCAGCAUGGUUUGCGACAAAAAAAGAGUCUUGAAGUUAAAAUACUCUCUAAACAUUAUUUCUCAAGUCGUUUCUUCCGUAAUGGCUAUAAAAAUCCUUUUGACCAACCGGAAAAAUGAUUUUGGAAAGAACAGAUGGGAAACAAGAUGUUAGACUUAGAUGGAGGUUACUAGUGCCAAAGUCUUCUUUUCUUUCCCUUUGUACAGUAAAAUGUAGCUCCUUAAGACAUCAAACCAAGUCUAUUUAACCUAUUCAAAGUGUGCAAACUGAGGUUGUCAUGUAUGUUGUUGAGAGUAUAUGUCAUAUAUGCAGUCUGUGUGUGAGAAUAGCUCUAGGUUAUAGAAUAACAGUUGACAUUUUACAUAAAGGACGAGAGAGAGUUUGGCGGCAAAGAUGGGAUUUUGACGUACUGUACUUUCGGUUUACGCCCCACGUGGAAGCGAUGGCUGAGAUGUAUACACUUACGUGUGUUUAAUGCGGUAAGGGUGUACACGAGCACUAGUUUCCAGUGGCCUAAAUAAACAAUAUCAUUCCACCAGCACAGUGCACUGUUUUAAUUUUCGUCUUGCAUGCACGAGGAGAUAAUAAAGUAGCUUAUGCCGCAAUCUUUCGGGCCUGCGAAGAAAGUUUUGAGGUGACGCUUACACACGUGGUCUUAAAUGAUCAUGAAACUGAGGUGGGUUGCAAUAUAUGAAGAUUGAAUGUCACUUUGAUUCUUCAGAUCACAUUCCCCCGAUCGGAAGAAUUUCCACAUCAUAAGCGCAUCAGUAAGACUGCUCGGCGUGAUUGUUCGUUCGAUUUAGUGGUUAGUCGUAUGUUUCGAGGAAGCUGUUUAGUGCUGUCGUCUGUAUGCUGGUUUAGAUUCAUCUCAUCUCAAGCUUCACCCCAAACCCACCCUGUCCUCUCAUAACUGCCCCUCUUCAUCCUGAGCUGUGUCUUUUAAAUAUAUCCAGAAACAAUAGAUAGAGAAUUUUAAAAGAUGAUUUAUUCACCAUUACAAAUCUGUAAUGUAGAGUGUUCAAUUUUGCAGUAUUCAUAUUUGUGCCUUGAGUUUUUUUAUUUCAGUUUCACUUCCACCUUGAGAUGUGCAGUGGGGUGCUUGUGGACGGUGAUUAGAAAAAAAAUUGGGUGCACAGUUUGUUUUAUUUUAUUUAUUUGAAUCUGGAACAAUGUCCACGUCUAAACAUCAGAAGAAAAUAUGCUAGUCAUUCAUUUGAAAACCUUUUUGUUUCUCUGUUGUGGAGGGUCCACAUUAAAGGGAUACUUCACUCAAAAAUUAAAAUUCUGUCACCAUUUACUCACCUUCGAGUUGUUCAAAAUCUGUAUAAAUGUGGUUAAAAGAAUUUUUCCAGAUAUAUUUUUCUGCGUUCAUCAGAACGAAGACAUUUAUACAGAUAUGGAACAGUGAAGGUGAGUAAAUGACAGAAUUGUCAUUUUUGGGUGAAGUGUCGCUUUAACACCGAUGUGAGAAGCAGAAUGUCUGGAAAACCCAGCUGCUUUGUCUGAAAUGCACAAUUCCUGGUUCCAGGUUUUAUUUUUUCUUGUUGUACCGGUCUGUCUGUUCACUGCAUUACGCUCUGUAAUGAUUAUUAAAAGACUUUAUAGUUGACAACUUA